AUGUUCGCGACUCGCCACGUCACCCGCUCGGUCUUCGGCGCCGCCCAGCGCAGAGCGUUCUCCGCGACCGCUGCCAAUGCCACCAAAGUCGCCGUGCUCGGUUCUACCGGUGGUAUUGGUCAACCACUCUCCCUCCUCCUGAAGCUCAACCCUAGAGUCAGCGAGCUCGCCCUGUACGACAUUGUCGGUGGACCGGGUGUUGCAGCGGACAUCUCUCACAUCAACACCAAGAGCAAUGUCAAAGGUUACGCCCCCGACGCGGCGGGCAUCAAGGAGUGCUUGACUGGCGCCGAGAUCGUGCUCAUCCCAGCUGGUGUGCCACGAAAGCCUGGCAUGACCCGUGAUGACCUCUUCAACACCAACGCCUCCAUCGUCCGCGACCUCGCCAAGCACGCCGCUGAGAACUGCCCCGACGCCGCCAUUCUCAUCAUCUCCAACCCAGUCAACAGCACCGUCCCCAUCACUCGCGAGGUCUUCAAGAGCAAGGGUGUCUACAACCCCAAGAAGCUCUUCGGUGUCACCACCCUCGAUGUCGUUCGCGCCUCGCGCUUCAUCUCCCAGCUCAAGAACACCGACCCAGCGAACGAGAACAUUGUUGUUGUCGGAGGCCACUCCGGUGCUACCAUCGUCCCGCUCCUGAGCCAGUCCGGAUACAGCUUGGAGGGCAAGCAGCUCGACGACUACGUGCACCGCGUGCAGUUCGGUGGUGACGAGGUCGUGCAGGCGAAGGACGGCAAGGGCUCUGCCACGCUCUCCAUGGCCAUGGCUGGCGCGCGCUUCGCCGAGUCGCUGCUCAAGGCCGCGCAGGGCCAGAAGGGCGUCAUUGAGCCCACGUUCGUGGAGUCGGACCUCUUCAAGGACCAGGGCUGCGACUUCUUCGCGUCGAACGUCACGCUCGGCCCGAACGGUGUUGAGGAGAUCCACCCGGUUGGCAAGAUCACCGAGUUCGAGCAAGGCUUGCUCGAUAAGUGUGUGUCGGACCUGAAGGGCAACAUCUCCAAAGGUGUUGAGUGGGCCAAGGCCAACCCGUAA
Saxophila tyrrhenica is the source of this 1032-nucleotide messenger RNA. RefSeq names its product Malate dehydrogenase, cytoplasmic (gene MDH1). Gene Ontology annotation, cellular component: mitochondrion; cytoplasm. Gene Ontology annotation, biological process: tricarboxylic acid cycle; malate metabolic process. Lineage: Eukaryota; Fungi; Ascomycota; Dothideomycetes; Mycosphaerellales; Extremaceae. Bases 1 to 1032 code for a protein of 343 amino acids. The transcript has 4 exons. Gene Ontology annotation, molecular function: L-malate dehydrogenase (NAD+) activity. The record is from RefSeq and is a predicted model, not a curated record.